CCUGUUCGCAGACAUUGUGGGUUUCACAGCCAUCUCGUCCACCUACACAGCUUCAGAACUGGUCAAGAUGCUCAACGAACUCUUCGCCAGAUUUGACGGCCUGGCAGAGAAAUACCACCAGUUGCGUAUCAAGAUCCUGGGUGACUGUUAUUACUGCGUGUCUGGCGCCCCUAGAGAGAGGAGCGACCACGCUGUCAACUGCGUCCAUAUGGGACUCUCUAUGAUAGAUGCUAUCAAGUACGUACGUGAGACGACGGGAUGCACGGUGGACAUGCGUGUUGGAAUCCAUACUGGAGCCGUGCUGGCAGGCGUGCUGGGACAGAGACAGUGGCAGUUUGAUGUAUACAGCAAAGAUGUCGUGUUAGCUAACAAGAUGGAGAGUAGUGGGAAGCCUGGGCGUGUACACAUCAGCAACAAAACUCUGGAGUACAUCGGUGGAGAGUUCGAAGUUGAGCCCGCGUACGGUGAGCGCCGUGAGGACGCUCUCAGAGCUGCUGGUCUCAAGACUUACUUUAUCUCCAAGGUCCUCCGCCCGUACAAGCCACGACCGUCACUGCAGAUGAUCAGGAAUGGUACUAAGAGUUCUUCGUCACAACCUUCACGAGAGCUGCCUUCAGAGAACACCAUGGCCUCCAGGGACUCCACGACACUGUCGACGGCAGAUGAAGCAAGGAUCCUGAAGGCGCUGCAAGAAGGUGGUCGACCUGACGCUUCCUUCAAGUCGAAGCUCAAGAAAGAACUGGUCAAUCGUGAUGGAAGACAAGACCUGUUGAGCCAGACGACGUGUCUCACGCUGAGCUUCAGAGAUGCCAAGACCGAACACGCUUACAGACACCACCGUGAAACCUUCAGUGGUGCCGCCACCACUGCUGCACCACUGGUUAUCACACUGAUAGCUAUCGCUAGAUUCCUCCUUAUGCCAAGAACAAAUGUACACAUGAGCUCAUGUACACCAUGCACGCAAGAAAUGAGCAUUAAUCAUCGUGUGUGUGAUUGGCUGGUGUGGACCAGUGACCAGGUACACCGGGUGGUGGGGCUGCGCAUCACGUGGUUCAUCUCCCUCAUUAUCUUCGCAGCAGCCGCCAACACUGCAGACAUGUAUUUGUGUGACAAAUCAUUCUUCAGCUUCCUAGGAAACAACAUCUCUCAACCAACAGUUUUGCCAGCCAUGAUCAACGACUCGGUUGUUAGUGACGCAGUAGUCAGUGACUUAAUUGUCAGCAACCCAGUUGUCAGUGACUUAGUCAUAAGCGACCUCAUCAGCGACAACAGGAGUAGCCAGGGAGUGAACGAUCCCCCACAGAUACUCCUAACAUUUGAGAACGACACAGUACCCACUCAAGAAGACCUCAUGUGUCCUCACCCUGCCUACUAUUCGUACUUCACUCUCCUCAUUCUGGUGGCUGCUUCCCUCCUAGCUCAGGUGAGCUUCAUGAUCAAGAGUGCUGUGAUGGUUGGCAUUGUGGCCGUUCAGUGUACCAUGAACCUGAUUGUCAUGAGGGCCAGACUCCAUUCUGCUGCUGAGGACCAACAUCACAUCAUUGUGUCGCUGCAGACAGAGAAAACAUCCCGUCUGCUGUACCUGUGGCGUCGGGAAGUGGAGGAGCAGAGAGAGCGGGCAGCAGACAUCCGGCAGAGGAACGAGGCUCUAGUCUACAACAUCCUGCCCCAGCACGUAGCUACACACUUCAUGGGCAUCAGGAGGAAGAAACACGAGGAACUCUACUCUCAGAGCUACGAUGAGAUCGGUGUUCUCUUCGCCUCAAUGCCCAACUUCGGAGACUUCUACUCUGAGGAGUCAGUCAACAACCAGGGCUUGGAAUGCUUGCGUUUUCUCAACGAAGUUAUUUCUGACUUUGACCAGUUGUUGGAACUAGCGCAGUUCCACGAUAUCAUCAAGAUAAAGACGAUUGGUUCCACGUACAUGGCAGCCAGUGGACUCAACCCCUCCAGACAAGUGAAGGAAGACGAUCCAGUAAAAGUUCGCUGGGCACACUUGGCUCUGCUUGUGGACUUUGCAUUUGAGUUAGUGAGAGCUUUACAGUCUAUCAACGAGCAGUCUUUCAACCACUUUGUACUUCGAAUGGGAAUCAACCAUGGACCCAUCACAGCGGGGGUGAUUGGUGCUCGCAAACCUCACUACGAUAUCUGGGGAAACACUGUCAAUGUAGCGUCCAGGAUGGAGUCCACGGGCAAGGCUGGCUGCAUACAGGUGACAGAGGAGACCACAAAAAUACUGCAGAACUUCGGCUAUGUGUUUGAGCAGCGAGGACUGAUAGCAGUGAAGGGUAAAGGAGAACUGAUGACCUACUACCUCGUGGGCAAAGCUGCGACUCCCCAGCAAGUGAAUGGUCAAUCUCUGGACUACUCCAAGACAGAAGCCCAGACCAAUACUUGAGUCUCUCCUGCAGACCUUAUAGCCUUUAGGAGAUAGAGGAAAACCUUUAUAUUUCCAUAAAAAAUCAGCAGCCACUCUCAUCUGAAAAAAAGAUACUUCUAUCUUUAGAUAUAUUCUCUAUUUUAGAUGCGAUUCUCACGAUACAGUGAUAAAGCUACUUUUGUAUACCAAGAAUAACUCCAUCACUUGUAGGUGUAGUUUUAAUAACGGACUUGAUUGUAGUUCUUGUGUGAAGAUAAACUUACUGGGGGAGUGUAUUCCCUCAUUGAUUUAUAUCGCCAUUCAUGGGAUACCUCAUGGUAAUAGUCAUGGGGAUACCUCAUUAUAAUGGUCAUGAGGAAACCUCGUGGUAAUAGUCAUGGGGAUACAUCAUGGUAAUAGUCAUGGGGGAUACAUCUUGGUAGCAGUCAUGGGUAUACCUCGUGGUAACAGUCAUGGGGAUACCUCAUGGUAACAGUCAUGGGGAUACCUCAUGGUAGCAGUCACGGGGAUACUUCACGGUAACAGUCAUGGGGAUAUCUCAUGGUAACAGUCGUGGUGAUACCUUAUGGGAACAAUUAUGGGGAUACCUUAUGGUAACAUUCAUGGGGGAUACCUCAUGGUAAUAAUAAUGAGGAUACCUCAUAGUAACAGUCAUGGGGAUAUCUCAUGGUAACAGUCAUGGGGAUACCUCAUGGUAACAGUCAUGGGGAUACCUCAUGGUAACAGUCAUGGAGACACCUCAUGGUAACAGUCAUGGGGAUACCUCAUCGUAACAGUCAUGGGGAUACUGCUCUUUUAAAGACUGUAACUCUGACAGUGACACAGCCAUCAAGUGAAGGGGAGCCUUGGUGUCGGUGAAAGGUUCGUGAUCCAAGGCAUAGAAUCUGCCCGUUCCUUUACCCCAUUGUGGACCAUCAGUGGCAGGUGUGAACCCUACAUGUGUGACAGGUGUGAACCCUACAUGUGUGACAGGUGUGAACCCUACACAUGUGACAGGUGUGAACCCUACAUGUGUGACAGGUGUGAACCCUAUACGUGUGACAGGUGUGAGCCCUACAUGUGUGACAGAUGUGAACCCUACAUGUGUGGCAGGUGUGAACCCUACAUGUGUGGCAGGUGUGAAUCCUACAUGUGUGGCAGGUGUGAAUCCUACAUGUGUGGCAGGUGUGAAUCCUACAUGUGUGGCAGGUGUGAACCCUACACGUGGAAAGGGUAUUCACCAGACACAGCUCAUACCUGUGGAGGUAUGUCUCAUCUGUAAAUAAAGCCUCAGAUUUCUAGCCAUCCUCAUCCGUAGAGCUACUCCCUCAUCCGUAGAGAUACUCCCUCAUCCGUAGAGACAUUGCCUCAUCCGUAGAAACAUUCCCUCAUCCGUAGAGAUACUCCCUCACCCGUAGAGAUAUUCCCUCAUCCGUAGAAACAUUGCCUCAUCCGUAGAGACUUUCCCUCAUCCGUAGAAACAUUGUCUCAACCGUAAAGACAUUCCCUCAUCCGUAGAGACAUUCCCUCAUCCAUAGACACAUUACCUCAUCCAUAGAGACAUUCCCUCAUCUGUAGAGACAUUGCCUCAUCCAUAGAGACAUUCCCUCACCCGUAGAGACAUUCCCUCAUCCGUAGAGACAUUCCCUCAUUCAUAGAGACAUUCCCUCAUCCGUAGAGACAUUCCCUCAUCCGUAGAGACAUUCCCUCAUCCGUAGAGACAUUCCCUCAUCCGUAGAGACAGCAUGUCCUAACCUUUAGGAACGUUCCUAAUAUAGGAACUUUCUAUCAACUGUAGGAACAUUCGCCUGUAGGAACAGGUGAGUGUUCCUACACGAACAUUCUCUCACCCUACAGGAACAUUCUCUCACCUGUAGGAACAUUCUCUCACCUGUAGGAACAUUCUCUCACCCUACAGAAACAUUUUCUCACUUGUAGGAAAAUUCACUUGUAGGAACAUUCACCCGUAGCAACAUUCACCUACAACCAUCACCUCUACACAUCCGUCACGUGUAAAUAUAUCCCAGCCUAUAACACCACCUGUCUUACCACACAUACUGACAAUUAUACAUUUUAAGAAUUCUAUGUACGAAAAUUAUUUUCGGAAUUAUGUAUGUAUAUAUAUAUUAUAUAACUCGGAUUCAUUUUAUUUGAUUAUUAUAAUGUAAAUAAGAUUAUUUACAACCCAAAGGAGACAAAAUGAGGAAAUAAUUGACAAAUAUCUUUGUUAAGUAAUAAUUUUGCUCAAAAAGCACAUUAAUUGUUUUGUUCAUUGUGUGGAGAGAAAACUAAUAUAUUGCCUGUUUUAGGUGGGUAAAUAUUUGGAGAAGAAAUUAUGCAAACGUUAGUUUUAUCAUUGGUGAUUUUGUUAAUUUAUAUAUGUAUACAUAUAUUAUAAAUCUGCUAUUGUGUGUGUAUACUCACCUGUUUGUACUUAUCUGUUUGUGGUUGCAGGGGUCGAGUCAGUGUGUGUGUGUGUUACCAUGUUGUUCUACGCACAUGUCGAUUAGACACUAGGCCUUUUGUAUAUGCGUACAUGUACUCACCUAUUUGUACUCAUCUAUUUGUGGUUGCAGGGGUCGAUUCAUAGCUCCUGGCCCCGCCUCUUCACUGAUCGCUACUAGGUCUUCUCUCUCCCUGCUCCAUGAGCUUCAUUAAACCUCGUCUUAAAACUAUGUAUGGUUCCUGCCUCCACUGCAUCACUUUCUAGGCUAUUCUACUUCCUAACAACUCUAUGACUAAAGAAGUACUUCCUAACAUCUCUCUGACUCAUCUGAGUCUUCAACUUCCAAUUGUGACCCCUUGUUUCUGUGUCCCAUCUCUGGAACAUCCUGUCUCUGUCUAUCUUGUCAAUUCCUCGCAGUAUUUUGUAUGUCGUUAUGUCUCCCCUAACCCUCCUGUCCUCCAGUGUCGUCAGGCCGAUUUCCCUUAACCUUUCUUAGUAGGACAUUCCCCUGAUCUCUGGAACUAGCUUUGUUGCAAACCUUUGCACUUUCUCUAAUUUCUUGACGUGUUUAAAAAAACCAUACCACGGGCGGGAUUUGAACCCGCGGUCAGGGAGUCUCAAAAUUCCAGACCGCGGGUUCAAAUCCCGCCCGUGGUAUGGUUUGUUUGCAAUCGUGUCAUUACGAUUUCGUGAGUCAUGUUGACGUGUUUAAUCAGGUGUGGGUUCCAAACUGGUGGUGCAUACUCAGGUAUGGGCCUGACGUACGCGAUGUAUAGUCUUGAAUGUGUGUGUGUGUAUACUCACAUGUUUGUGGUUGCAGGGUCGAUUCACAGCUCCUGGCCCCGCCUCUUCGCUGGUAACUACUAGGUCCACUCUCCCUACUCCAAGUGUGAUUGAGUCUCAGCUCCUGGUUUUGCCUCUUGACACUUGCUGGAUUUACUCCUUAGCCUCAUGGCCCCUGUCAUGCCUAUUCUUAAAACUAUGUAUGGAACCUGCCUAAACUACUUCAUCCAGGUCAUUCCACUUCCUGACCACCUUCAGGCUGAUGAACUACUUCCUGACAGCCAUGUGAUUCAUCUGUAUAACUUCGAAUUGUGCUCUCAAAUAUCUAUUUUCCAAAUCUCAGUCCCUGUCCACCCUACCGUGUACUCUGAAUAUUUUUAAUGUUACCAUCGUGUCUCCCCUGGUUCUUCUAUCAUCGAAUGUCAUUACAUCCAAUUCUUUAGUCUCUCCACAUAGCUCAUACCCCUUUGUUCUCGGACUAGUCUCAUUGCAUACUUCUGCACUUAACACGCUUUAUCAAGUGCGAGUUCCAUGUUGAUGCUACACACUCACACACAUGUGUCCUAUAUACUGUAGGGCGUGAAAGACUCUUAGUUGAGACUCCUGAAAGUCAGAUUUGCCAAAUAAGUAUUUUCCAUGAAGGAUAUUUAGUUGGUGUGCCUCUGGCAACAUGCUGGGCACUAUGUUUACGCCCAAGGUCUUCCUCCUGAGAGAGGUUUGCAACCUCUCUUCUGAAUCUCUACUCAGUCUCCAGUCUUCUUACCCUUUCCCCACUUUUCAUAAACUUUCAUUUGCUGGUGUUGAAUUCCAGUAGCCACUUAUCUCUUCAGUCCCAGAGUUUGUCCAGAUCUAUUUGUAGCCUUUCCUUUUCCUCAUCGGUUUCUGUUUUCAUUAAUUUUACAUCAUCUACGAAAAGGGAUACAUUUGACUGACUACUCUCUCUUCUUUGGUGUGGUUGACAUAUUACAGAAAUAAUCCUGUCCCUGAUACAUAUCCUAGCAGAACCCCACUUGUUUACGUUAUCCCAUCCUGAGGUCGCUUUUCAGUCACUUGGAUUCCUUCCCAUAAGAUACACUAACCAACUGUAACAUAUUCAGUGGGGUAUGGUAGUUUAAUAUCUUUAUGCACCUCAUACCCAUCCUGUAGGUGGUAGUCAAAAGAUUUUACAGUUACAUAUUGUGUCCGGGGACUGGGCCACAAAAUUCUGACGGCCGAACGAGUUACAGUGGUAAUGAUAAGAUAAAAUUUUCUUCGGAUUUUUAACCCCGGAAGGUUAGCCACCCAGGAUAACCCAAGAAAGUCAGUGCGUCAUCGAGGACUGUCUAACUUAUUUCCAUUGGGGUCCUCAAUCUUGUCCCCCAGGAUGCGACCCACACCAGUCGACUAACACCCAGGUACCUAUUGGUUGCUAGGUGAACAGGACAACAGGUGUAAGGAAACGCAUCGAAAAAUUUCCACCCACCGGGAAUCGAACCCGGGCCCUCCGUAUAAAUAAUGAGUUAUUUAUACAGACAUGAAACAGGUCACACACACACACACACAGUGGGUGAAUGUAUCGAGUGGGGUUCGAUAAGGAUCAGUCCUAGGUCCAGUGCUGUUCCUAGUAUAUGUGAAUGACAUGAUAGAAAGGAUAGAUUCAGAGGUGUCCCUGUUCGCAGACGAUGUGAAACUAAUGAGGAGAAUAUAAGUGGGAGAGCAUCAGGUAAGCCUACAUGGGGAUUUGGACAGGCUGCAAGUCUGGUCCCACAAAUGGCUCCUGGAGUUUAACCACAACAAGUGCAAAGUCAUGAAGUUUGGGGAAAGACAAAGAAAACCGCAGACAGAAUACGGCCUAGCUGGUCCAAGGCUUCAAAACUCGCUUAAGGAAGAGGAUUUUGGGGUGAGCAUCAUACCGAGCACGUCUGAGGCGUGCAUCAACCAAAUAACGCCUGCAAUAUAUGGGUGCCUGGCAAACCUAGAAACAGCGUUAUGUAAGGAGUCAUGUAAGACAUUGUACGCGGUGAACGUUAGGCUCAUAUUGGAGUACUCAGCACCAGUAUGCCACCCACACCUGAUCAAGCACGUCAAGAAAUUAGAGAAAGUGCAAAGGUUUGGAACAAGACUAGUCCCAGAGCUAAAGGACAUGUCUUAUGAGGAGAGGUUAAAGGAAAUCAACCUGACGACACUGGAGGACAGGAAGGUUAGUGGAGGGGGUACAUGAUAACGACAUAUAAAAUACUGAGAGGACUUGACAAGGUGGAUAGGGACAGAAUGUUUCAAAGAUGGGUCUCGGUACCAAAGGAUCACAACUGGAAGUUAAAAACUCAGAUGAGUCACAAGGAUGUUAAAAAGUAUUUCUUCAGUCAUAGAGUUGUCAGAAAGUGGAACAAUCUGGAGAGUGAUAUAGUGGAGGCAGGAUCCAUACAUAGCUUUAAGAAGAGGUACAAUAAAACUCAUGGAGCAGGGAGAAAGUGGACCUAGUAAUGAUCAGCGAAGAGACUGGGUCAGCAGCUAUGACUCGACCCCUGCAACCACAAAUAGGUGAGUACUCUCUCUCUCAGCUAUCGCUUCCUCCCUCAUAAUUGUUGAGGUUCAAAGGUAGUGUUAACUCAUACACACAGGAUGCAGGACAAGCUUUCAUUAUCCUCAUCUUUCUCAUGAGUGGUGUUCAAUUUAAUGAGUUUGUUAUGCACCACACUCAUCCUGUGGACGGCAAUAAGUGUAUUUAGGUACAGGUACACAUAAAUACAGUUACAUAAAUUAUCAUACAUAGUAACAUGUGCAAAACAACGACAGGGGGAGUUGAAUGAUAGCUCUAGGCCUUUCGUGUUGCAAUCAGCACACCAGAAGCUUACAGUGUUGCAGAAAUGAGUAGGAGGUCCCAACAGAUUCGUUCAGAGGAACGUUCUUCCUAAGAAUGUUCCUCUGAACGAAUCUGAUGGGACUUACUAUUCAUUACUGCAACACUGCGAGCUCCUAAUGAUGUAAAAAGCCUAGAGCUGUCAUUCAAUUCUCCGUGUUUUUUUUUUUUUUAUACAGGGUUUGACAAGGUUAGAUUAAAGAUCCCUAGUUUUAUUGACAAGCUGUUUACAGGUUAAGGAUUCCUAACUUUAUUGACAAGCUAAGAGCUGUUACCUACAUCAGCUCAUCUGAAAGCAUUUUUAUUAUGAAACAUAUAAGUAGGGGACAGGAUGAAGUUGGAGCCAACUGUGGGCCAGAAUUUUUAUUUGAUCACCUGACUUUAUCUCGUUGACAUCAUAAUGCUGUACGAAUGUGUUCUAUACUCAGUCAUCCUGGGGAUAAAUGAUCUCAGAUGAAGUGAUGUUCUGGAGAAGGGUACAGCCAGAGUGAAGUUGCUGCUUGCUGCCCGUCUUGUGGUAAAGAAGCUUGCUUCACGCUGUCCUCGAAGUGGAUCCAAGUGUGGUACUUUGACAAUAUUAUUUUGCAUCUUGUAUCGCUUGUUCGCGAUUUUUGCGUGAUAAAUGGGCUUAAUUAUUUACAAACAUUAUCUCUCAGUCUACCGCAGGAUUCAAACCUACACACACUGCGUUUUUCAUGCAGAAUGUGCAGGUUCGAAUCCUGCUGUGGACUGAUAUAUAAUGAUGGUGACGUCAAUUUCCAUUGCAGUUCUUGUAAUAUCUUAUUGCUUAAACUUAUAAAGUUGAAACAGCUAAGUAGCUCAACUGUGUGAAAAUCAAUUACAAUAAAAGAAGAUAUACUAGGAAUGAGAUAAACUGAGUUAUUUGCAUUAAUGGGUGCAGGGACUAGACACCUAUUUGAUUUGAUUUGAUGUGUAAUGGUGGCUAAGUAAGUUAGUGGUAUUGAAAUACACCAUUUUGUUCUGAUUACAAUUGUUAGUUGGUAAUCUAGACAUGAAUUCAGUCACACAACAAUGCACUGUAGUUUACAUGUGGUUGUGAAUUAUAUUAUUUUAGCAGGGGAACAGAUGAAUUUAGACAAGAUUAAGUGCUUUACGAGUUAUUUACAAUAGGCAAAAUUAAAGUAUUUCAUUAUGAUAAAGCUUCAAUUGCUCCUUUUUUUUUGUAAUUUAUCAUCGUAGUCCCUCUAAUGUUGACUUAAAUUUACACUGGUGGUCCCUGCAGCGGCAGUGUAAACAAGGCUUUACUAGGUGUUAGUGGCUGAUCUUCUACAUUAAUGUCAGUAAGUUUAUUUAGGUGCGGGUACACAUGAAUAUAAUUAUCAUACCUAGUAACACAUGUGUAAAUUAUCCAGGAUGACCCAAAAAGAGUCAGAGUGACUCUUUUUUUUUCCAUUUGGAUUCCUGACUUAUUUCCAUUGGGAGUGUUCUUCCUAGUCCCUUCGUCUGCUGCUGUGACCACUGACCAGGUCUGAGUUUGUUAAAUAAGGCUGAUGACCUGGUAGAUUGAAGGUCGUUAAAUGACCUGCUGGUAGACUGAUGGUCGUUAAAUGACCUGCUGGUAGACUGAUGGUCGUUAAAUGACCUGCUGGUAGACUGAUGGUCGUUAAAUGACCUGCUGGUAGACUGAUGGUCAUUAAAUGACCUGCUGGUAGACUGAUGGUCGUUAAAUGACCUGCUGGUAGACCAAUGGUCGUUAAAUGACCUACUGGUAGACUGAUGGUCGUUAAAUGACCUACUGGUAGACUGAUGGUCGUUAAAUGACCCGCUAGUAGACUGAUGGUUGUUAAAUGACCUGCUGGUAGACUGAUGGUCAUUAAAUGACCUGGUAGACUGAUGGUCAUUAAAUAACCUGGUAGACUGAUGGUCGUUAAAUGACCUGCUGGUAGACCAAUGGUCGUUAAAUGACCUGCUGGUAGACCAAUGGUCGUUAAAUGACCCGCUGGUAGACUGAUGGUUGUUAAAUGACCUGGUAGACUGAUGGUCGUUAAAUGACCCACUGGUAGACUGAUGGUCGUUAAAUGACCUGCUGGUAGACUGAUGGUCGUUAAAUGACCUGCUGGUAGACCGAUGGUCAUUAAAUGUUCUGGUAGACCGAUGGUCGUUAAAUGUUCUGGUAGACCGAUGGUCGUUAAAUGUUCUGGUAGACCGAUGGUCGUUAAAUGAUCUGGUAGACCGAUGGUCAUUUAAUUGAUAGAUUGAUGGUUGUUAAUUGAAUAACCUGAUAGAUCAAUGGUCAUUAAUUGAAUAACAACCUGAUAGAUCAAUGGUCAUUAAUUGAAUAACCUGAUAGAUCCAUGGUUGUUAAGCCCAAUAAGGAAGGAUGGUUACUGUGCAGCCUUAAUAACCCUAGUGUAGUUGAUAGGCUUUAAACCCCAUUAAUCAACCAAUCAACCACAGCUCUAAAAACAAUAGUAAAUGAACUCUUUGUCCCACUAUACCAUUUUGCCACAGUAGUAAUAGUGAGUAUUUACUAGUGAGAAAGAAGCAAGAGCGAGGAGUGAGAGAUUAUCAUCAUCAGUAGUCAUGUGUAAGCAAUGCUACCGCUUCACACAUUAAGUGUCCAUGGUUCGAUCCCCAGCAAGGGUGGAAACAUUGGAUGUGUUUCCUUACACCUGUUGUCCUGGUCACCUAGCAAGCAAGUAGGUACCUGGGUGUUAGUCAACUGGUCUAUGGGUGGCAUCCUGGGGAAAAAGAUUAAGAACUCCAUAUGGAAGUAAGACAGCACUGCAUUUUUUGGGUUAUCCUGGGUGACUAACCCUCCAGGGUUAAAAAUCUGAACAAAAUCUUUUAUCUUAUCUCGUAAGCUGGGAAGAUGAGAAAUACCAUGAAACGGGGUUAAAGAGUAGUUUUGAAAAAUGGUUUAAAGAACUAACAAGUUGAAGAAUGAGACACUUGGGCAACAUUUUGAUAAUCUUUACUGAGGAAAUGUUUUGCCACACAAUAGCUUCAUCAGUCCAGUACAAUGAAGAAUGGUGAAAAUAGAAGAGUAGUUUGAGGUAAUCAGUCCCUCAGCUUGGAAUCAGUGUGUUCAAUCCAAGUGUCUCAUUCUUCAAAAAGUAGGUUAGACAGGUACAUGAGUGGGUGAGUUACACCUGUCAGCAAGUUUAUUUAGGUGCAAUUUUUGGAUGAUUACAGUUGUCUUGCAUAGUAACUUGUGUGUAAAUUUGGGUCCUUGAAACUUGCCUAGCAUAGUCCAGUAGGCCUGCUGCCAUGUUCCUUAAUUUUUGUGUUUUCAAUUUACUUCUGUUCAAAAUAUAUAUUUCAGAUAGUAGUAAUGGUAGUACAAGAUUUUAUUAUGAUUAUUAAUCUGGAGUGUUAGUAACUCAAAGCCAAGUGGUGUGGAUUAUUUCCCUUGCAGUCCUUUUAGCCUCUUACCCAGGAUGCAGCUCAUUAGCUGCCUGACACCCAAAUAUGUACCUACUUAUCGUUAGGUGUGAGAAAACAUGCCCAACAUUUCUUCCCAUGUCAGGGAUUGAAUCAUGAUCUCAUGUAUGUGAGCUGAAGCAGCUGUCAGCAAUCAGUUAACACCCAGGUACCUAAUUUCUGCUAGGUGGACAUUGAUAACAGGUGUAAGGAAACAUUUCUGCUCAUUUCAGGAUUGAGCCCAGUUCCUUCAGAUGUAAGCAGAAGGUACUAACACUUGAGACAUAAAUUUGUAAAUUUGUCCUAACGUUCUGAGGGUACAUAAAUAUUUCUGGCAGUCAACCAUAGUAUAUUAUAUAAAGUAACCUAGGAUAACCCAGUAAAGCCAUAUGUAAAUAGUACAGUGAAACCUCGAUUAAACAGACUAAUGGAGGAGAGGAGGGUGUCCAGUAAUGCCAGUUGUCAUUUAAAUUGAAAUGAUGAGAUUCUUUGUCCAUGGUCAUAAUAAUAAUGAACAAUUCUGGAUUCAACUUUUUUGUCCAUUAAUUUUAAACUCAAUUAAUUUUAAACCAUAACAGUAACAAACAAUUGUGAAUUUAACCCCUUGACUGUCGCAACCCCAAAUCCUGAGAUGUCUCCCGGUGUCACAAAAUUUCCCCCCAAAAAAAAAAAAUAUUUUUUCUUAUGAAAUGAUAGAGAAUCUUUUCCUGAUUGUAAUGAUGCCAAAAGAACGAAAUUUGAUGGAAAACUGACGGAAUUACGCUCUCGCGAAGUUAGCGACCUAAGCGAUAUUUAAGAAUCUGCGAUUUCGUCCAAUUUGAGCUCUAUUUUUGGCUAAUUCUAUUGUUCCAGUCGACCAAACUCAUAGCUAUUUCUUUAGAACUCCAUUUUUUUUCUAUCGAUUGAGUACAAGAAACUACUCAUUUACCAAUUUCAACUACCCAGUAACAUGGUCAGAAGUUUGCAAUUUGGCUAAUUUCACGAAAAAAAAAAAAAUGCCAAUUUCAAAAUAGGGUCCAGAAUGAACAAUGCAGACAUUCCUGGCUCUAAAAUAAUAUUUUCUUUGUUCAUCAGUCAUGUCUCCAGGCCCCUCUGAUAUUACUCUUGCUUUCUAUUUUGAAUUUUUAUUCAAACAAAAAAUAGAAGAUUUACUGCAAUAUUGUAAUAAUUGUAUAAAUAAUGCCAACCCAUUCAUGAGUGCAUAUUAGAAUGGCUACUUGGACAUUUAUUGGAAAAUGACAUCAUUUGUUUACUUUUGAACAUCGGCAAAAAUCAAACAUUUCCCCUACUUUGAGCUCCAUUUCAAGGUUCUUUUCAUAGUAAAACCAAUCAAAGUCACCUCUAUUUCUAUAAUAUGUUUUCCAUACUAUCAAAUGAGACCAAGAAAACGAGAAUACAACCAUAAAUAAUAUACGAAAAUAGACCACAAAGUCGGCAUUUUAAUUAAAAAAACUGUCGUAGUUUUUUUUUUUCUCAUUGUGCACUGCGUGCUGCAGGAUUUUUUUUUAUAUGGUGCACACUGACCACGCAGACCCAUUCUGUCACAUGUGGGCCUACCAGCUUUCUCCUGCUUGAUUUGAAGCCGCUAGAAUUUAUGAGUAUAUAUACAUAAAAAACGGUGGCUCGUAAGACGUAUAUAUACGACCGAAACAGUCAAAGGGUUAAGGAACUUUGUGUGUUUCCUGAGGAAGACCCUUAAAAGGACCACAAGGGAAAUAAACCACAUUGAGUGGCUUUUUGGAUUACCCUGGGGUACUCUCUCCAAGAUUAAUAAUCCAAAUAGUCUUCUUGUACUUCCCCUCACUAGCACUGUACUAACAUGAAUAGAGAAAGGUAACUAGUAUAUUAAUUUUCACAUUUAACCCACAAAUUGGAAAUAAAGUAAAUCUUUUUUCAACCUUUCAGUCCAUUCCAGGCCAUUAUCAAAUUGCUCACAUUUUGAUAAUGAUCCAUGGAAGACCAUAAGUCUAAAUAUUUAUCUCCCUUACGGGAGCUCUUUUUACAUAAGUGUUGGAGGAGUAUGAUCUUUGUUGUUGUUGUGGCUGUGCUAUGUAGGUUUCAUCUACCUCAGGGAACACUUGUCAUUCAAAGGCUAAACUAAGCAUUGCCCUCUUCAUUUGCCAUGUGCAGUAACUCAUGUAUUCCUUGUUUUUGCUUGCCUAGAGGUUGAGCCUACCCGUGAAGCUGUGGCCCUCUGACAGGCAACGUACUUCUUUGGUAUGAGAAUAGAAGUGAAACAGAAGGUUCGGUUCUGGUCCCACUAAAUUAAUUGAUUGUUCUUGCAUCACUCCACACUGUCUGUAAGACUCUGUAUUUGACUAGGGCUAUGUGAGCAUCAGAAGGUGGGGUAUCCUUUCUCUUCUGUGGCUGUGCCUUUCUAUUAUCACUAGCUUCUUUUUAGCAAAAUUGUAAAUCUUUCCUUGGUCUUGAUAGUGAAUGGGGAAUGGAGAACUGAAAUUUAAUUAUUAUUUUAUAAGUACAGUAUUAUUAAUGGUUUCUCUACACCAUCCCUGACUACAACUCUGGCUUCUCGUAACUUUGAGGCAGUGUGCAAGUCAUCCUUGUGAUACCCGAGAAUAUUCUUCUCAUUUUGCCAUUGAAACAACUAUGGCCUACUGCUGUUUCACAUCCUGUUCUUUAUACUGUAUUUCUUGACCACUACCUCACUAUAAUAGGAAAUUUCCACAUAACAUGUAUGGCCCACAAAUCUGAUCAGAAUUUCUCACACUUCAACCCAGUGAAACUUCAAAUAUGCUGUGGGAUUAUGAAGUCAGUCGGGAGAUUGUGACUGCAGCUGACCCUGGGGUCCCUUACCAUACGUAUCACAAUGGUGUGUGCACUGCAGGUUGAUGAUGUUAUGCAUAAUUAGAUGACAAGCCACUGUUCUUAGAUAUAUUCAGCUUAAUACAGUAUAUGCUAUGGACUUGUCAUCCUUUUUCAGUUGUCCAUUAUUGAGCAUUUCAUGUGUAUGCAGAUGAUAUUUUCUUGGAAUUGCAACUGCAAAGCUAUUCAUCCUCAAAGUACAGUAGACACUUUUGUCUAUUCUGCAUGAGGACACCUUAAAUACUCAAGCAGUGUUGCAAAGUUAACUUUUGAUGGCCGCUAGUGUAUUGAGCAGGUAACUCCUUAACAGCAACAGAGCUGUUACCUACUCCCCAGCAGUGCCAUCAGUGCUGGCUUUCUGGACACCCUGCUAAACAUUGUUAGCUGUAUAUAAAAUGCCCUGACUGCACCUCCCAUGCUCAUAAUGAACCUUGCCAACUGCGUACCCUUUACUGUCUGAAGUGUGCUAGGACUCAUUCUGCCUAUUUUUAUUCAUGUCCUGUAUUCCUUAAGGAAUGCAAGAUCUGCCUCCUAAAGGAAAAAUAGGGCAUGUCAUGUGGUCUGUCCAUAGAUCAUCUUCACAGAACUGCCCAGGAUUUCGUAGGUUCCUGUGGUUUUCCAACCUCCAUUUGAUUCAUACACUUCCCCUCUAUUUUUUAUACAUAAAUUUGAAGAGCUCUCCUCUGAAACUCAUCCCUCAUUUUCUGAUUCCAUGCAGCUUACAUAGUCUUUUUUUUGUUAUCAGGUGAUAGAGGUGGAAGUUCAUGCAGGACCACCACCACUUGCUGAGUCAGCUCCAGUUCUUAAAGCUUUUUCUUCCCUGCUUGCUUCCUCCCCCUCCUCAGUACAGCACAAUAUGUAUAUCCAUUCUGUACACUAACUCUUCUGAAAUUUCUGAUUCCUACCUGCUCACUUUGCAGUAAAUAUCCUACAUCCUCUUCAGCCCCUAUGGUGAAUGUAUUGAAGAUACAAGUCUCCUAUUACUUCCCCAGCAGUCAUCCCAGUUCUCCGUGUAGAGAGUCACCUCUUGCACUUUCCACAUCACCAUUUUUCCUCUUUGUAAUCUGUGAUAGAAGCCAUCACAGUUUCCAUAAAUAAUAUACUCACCUUUCUGUAGAUCCUGAUUGCUUCACUGACUCUGGAUGUCACCCAUGUAAUUUUAAGGCAUUAAACAGCAUGAGGAUUUACCCUGCCUAACAUAACCCUUAAACAUCACAUUCUAAUGGUUUUUGUAAGUCUACUCUACCUACUUCUAACUUCCCCCACCCUUAUGUUACCUCCUCACAGACAACUUAUCCUGUUAGCAAUCCACACACUGUAAGUCUUGAAUGACCACUUGCUACCCCCAGAGCUUGAUUUCAUUGAUCAUUCACUUGCAUAAAGUUUAGUCAACUUUUUUGUUUACUUAAGCUACAUAUCUAUUUUACAUUGGAAUAUUAGAGGUUAUGGAGGAAAUUGGAGAGAACUCCAGGUGCUUAUCUCCCACUUGUCUCUUGUAUACAUUUGCUUCCAAAGACUAAUUUUUUCCAGGGUAUUGGCUUUCCUAUCUCUGGCUAUAUUCUUUUACACUUCAUCCUUACCCUGUUAAAAGUGGUAUUCCUUCCACCUUAUCAUAUAACUCCCUUCAAUUCCUAGUGUCUUACUUCGAACCAAUACAUUUUUUUUUUUAGGUUUAAUAGUUACCCAAAAUGCAUUGCAUAAUUAGUGGCUUUCUUUUGUGCCUACCAAUGUAUUAUUUGAUGUGAAUGACAUUGUGUAUGGCAUAAAGAAAUAAACAUCAUCAUUAUUAUUAUUAUUAUUAUUAUUAUUAUUAUUAUUAUUAUUAUUAUUAUUAUUAUUAUUAUUAUUAUUAUUAUUAUUAUUAUUAUUAUUGUUGUUGUUUGAGGUGGAUCUCACUGAGACACUUGUGGUAACCUCUUGGAGUCAUUUCAUACCCCUUUACUUUUGUUUCUGAAAUACUGGAACCUUGUUCCCUCUCGUUGCCACAUCAUUCCCCAUUUCAUACUGUUUGGUUUCCCCUGUCCCUGUCUGACAAACUUUUAAAUUUCUUGGCUUCUACUUUGAUCAGAGGAUGUUUUGGAAAUUAUAUGUGACAGGCUUGAAAGCUCUCUCUCUUAGCAGACUGAAUGUACUUGAAAUUUUGUCAUGUUUUACCCGCGAGCCAGUAGGCAAGUUCUUCAUCUUCAUAUGACCUUGGUUCUAUCAGAACUUGAUUAGUGAUCAGACAUGUUUAUCUGCUUCAGCAGUGGUUGUUUCCAAGUUUGAUUACAUCCAUUAUCAAGGAUUAUGUCUGUGUCUUUCAUUCCCAUUAGAAAACCCCUAUAUAUAGUUUGCAAGACCAUUGUGGCACUCAUUUUCAGCAUUAUGUUGUUCACUUUUACAAUGUUUAUGGCCCUGCAACCUACAGAAUAAUGGGACGUUAAUGCUGACACUCAACCCUUCUUUAUCACUGCCUCUUAAUCUCUACCUUCAGACUCUAGUUGCUUUUAAUUUGCCUUCCAUUUCUAUUCACCCUGUUUAUUUUUUUUUUCCAAUCCACCUUGGGAGAUACCAAUAAUUAGAGCAUGUACCUCCUUCCUUCACUUUCCAGAGUAUUGUACAUCUGCUGUGAACAAGUGCUCCCUCCUCCUUGGGCCUUUUCAAUUACUCUUUCAUGCUACUGUUGUGUACACUGCAGUUUUUUUGAAUACUAUCAUCCCUAUUAUGCAAAUCGUUUUGCGCAGAUUCAUUAUGAGAGUUCUUUUUCCAUUCGUAAUUCCAUAUAUGCAAUUUAUGGCCACCAUAUGCAAUACGUAUGGUUUGCUGGUUUGCUAAACUCACUUAUUGUGUGUUAAGUGUUUAUAGCCAAACUGAGCUUAAUGCAGAUGCUAGAGGCCUGGAACAUAUCUUCAGCAUAAAAAGAGGGAAAUUAUUUCCCAGUAAAAGUAGGCCUUAGACAAGGAUGUGUGAUGUCACCGUGGUUGUUUAAUAUAUUUAUAGAUGGGGUUGUAAGAGAAGUAAAUGCGAGGGUCUUGGCAAGAGGCAUGGAGUUAAAAGAUAAAGAAUCACACAUAAAGUGGGAGUUGUCACAGUUGCUCUUUGCUGAUGACACUGUGCUCUUGGGAGAUUCUGAAGAGAAGUUGCAGAGAUUGGUGGAUGAAUUUGGUAGGGUGUGCAAAAGAAGAAAAUUAAAGGUGAAUACAGGAAAGAGUAAGGUUAUGAGGAUAACAAAAAGAUUAGGUGAUGAAAGAUUGGAUAUCAGAUUGGAGGGAGAGAGUAUGGAGGAGGUGAAUGUAUUCAGAUAUUUGGGAGUGGACGUGUCAGCGGAUGGGUCUAUGAAAGAUGAGGUGAAUCAUAGAAUUGAUGAGGGGAAAAGGGUGAGUGGUGCACUUAGGAGUCUGUGGAGACAAAGAACUUUGUCCUUGGAGGCAAAGAGGGGAGUGUAUGAGAGUAUAGUUUUACCAACGCUCUUAUAUGGGUGUGAAGCAUGGGUGAUGAAUGUUGCAGCGAGGAGAAGGCUGGAGGCAGUGGAGAUGUCAUGUCUGAGGGCAAUGUGUGGUGUGAAUAUAAUGCAGAGAAUUCGUAGUUUGGAAGUUAGGAGGAGGUGUGGGAUUACCAAAACUGUUGUCCAGAGGGCUGAGGAAGGGUUGUUGAGGUGGUUCGGACAUGUAGAGAGAAUGGAGCGAAACAGAAUGACUUCAAGAGUGUAUCAGUCUGUAGUGGAAGGAAGGCUGGGUAGGGGUCGGCCUAGGAAAGGUUGGAGGGAGGGGGUAAAGGAGGUUUUGUGUGCGAGGGGCUUGGACUUCCAGCAGGCAUGCGUGAGCGUGUUUGAUAGGAGUGAAUGGAGACAAAUGGUUUUUAAUACUUGACGUGCUGUUGGAGUGUGAGCAAAGUAACAUUUAUGAAGGGGUUCAGGGAAACCGGCAGGCCGGACUUGAGUCCUGGAGAUGGGAAGUACAGUGCCUGCACUCUGAAGGAGGGGUGUUAAUGUUACAGUUUAAAAACUGUAGUGUAAAGCACCCUUCUGGCAAGACAGUGAUGGAGUGAAUGAUGGUGAAAGUUUUUCUUUUUCGGGCCACCCUGCCUUGGUGGGAAUCGGCCAGUGUGAUAAUAAUAAAAAAAUAAAAAAAGAGGGACACCUUUAAUGAGAUGCAGGAGCAUUUACCAGAUGUGGCUAGUAUUUUUUGCAGUAGAGUUGUGUGUUUCCUGUAGCCAUCAACUUCAUUGUGACUCUUCCCACUUUUUCCUUUGCUAUCUCUGACUGUGUAUGUUACAAGCUUUUCAGAACUUUGGCCCCUCACAUCUCAUAGUCCUUUGCAUACAAGAUUGGCUGUGUCACCUUUUCAGCAUGCCUAGAGAUAUCUUUUGCUGGAUCCCUGGUCUUUAUGGUGUUCAGUGCAAUGAAUUUGCAGACUCCUCUGCAUGUUCCACAGUUCAGGAACUAUCUUUUGCAGGGAUCUACCGCAUUCAAGCUAUUUUCCAGUUUUCUUUCAGCAUUUAGGAUUGAUGGCAGAGUCAUUGGUCUGCAUUAAAAACCAAGUUGAGUUCAUAGUCAACUUCUUUUCAGUACCAUUCUGUUUGGAAAACAGUUUUAACAUGAACUACAUACAGCCUCUCCUCACUUAACGAUGGAGUUCUGUUCCUAAGACCAUGUUGGUAAAAGAAUUUGUUGCUAAAUGAGGAGCAUACUAAAAUGGUAGUGAGUUUAUGUCAGCCAUCUUUGAUAUUGUUUUAAUGUCACAUUUGCACCAUUUAUAACAUUUCUGGUAUAUUUUUAAAUGUUUAUACAAUAGUGUACUGUAUAUUGUAAUAAGCAGAAUAGAGGAAAUCAGCGUUAAUAUACAUUAUUUAGGUAUGCAUACUGAUCAGAGAACCCAUCGUAAGUCCAAGUUGUCGGUAAUUGAAUAUGUCCCUAAGUGAGGAGAGGCUGUAUUGGCCACAUGAGACACUCGUACAGCAGUUUUACCAAUUCUCAAGAAGCAAGAAUCUAUUUCUGGUUUCUGUUUCAAUGCCUGGUUGCCCUUACUUUGCUUGCUCAGCUUUCAGAAACCUUCCUUCAGCACUGACUUUUUGACUGAAACUGAUUUAUGCAAACUUUGACUUUGUAGCCUCUCCUCACUUAGUGACAUACUUGUUUACCAACGCCUCAGACUUAUGACGGGCUCUCUGACCAGUAUUCAUAUCUAAAUACUAAUGUAUAUUAGAGCUGACUUCCUCUAUUCUGCUUUUUUCAAUAUACAGUACACUACUGUAUGAACAUUUAAAAAUAUACCAGAAAUGUUAUAAAUGGUGCAAAGGUGACAUUAAAACAAUAUCAAAGAUGGAUGACACAAACUCACUACCAUUAUAGUAUGCUCCUCACUUAGCGACGAAUUUGUUUAAUGACGUGGUCUUAGGAACGGAUCUCUGUCAUUAAGUGAGGAGAGGCUGUACUUGUUAGCUUUACACUACUUCUCUUUGCCAAUAGCUUCCCUCAAGCUUGCAGUGCCAUAUGACCCAUUUGGGUUUGGCACUUUUUUUGUUAGUAUUCAGUAAUAAUACUAUUCAUGAUAAUUAAAAUGUGUCACUUUAAAGGAGGGGGCCUUGAUACCAGUGAAGGGCUCCUAAUCCUAAUAAAUAAUAAUACCCACUUUGAUGAAAUCUCUUUUCCUUCCAUUACCCAAGUGCUGUAUGACCCCUAUGGGUUUAGCACUUCCCCUGAAUAUAAUAAUAUGGCAUUAUUGUCUCCAGUUUGUGCUUUAGCUGGGAAUUGUUCUGGGCAUGUUAUUGUGAUGUAUAUUUUUUAUGUGCUCUUGCCAUUCAUGAUCAUAUAAAAUGCAAAUUCAUUUUCAGUCUCAAAAUACAGUACUAUUCAUCUUACAUUAUGUGUUAAUGAUUAACUUUAAGACAUUCAGAAUUGUUAGAGUAUUUUAAAUUAUGAUUUUUAGUAGAUUUGGGAUGAAUCUAUUUGUAGAUGAAGUAAGUUCUCUUAUGAAGCUCCUAUACCUAGUGCAGUUUUUUGUAUAUGCAUUGGAAAAAGUGCAUCCAAAAUUGAAUAGUGCAUAAAUAGACCUUCAUGGUACGGUACGUACUAUUCAGUUUUGUGUGCACGUUUUCAGUUACACUGGCAGAAAACUGAAAUAUAUAUAGAAUAGCUAUAUAAGAGCUUACAGUAAUUACAAGCUUAAUUAGCAGUAGUACCACCACACCAUAGUAGAUUAAAAAAAAACCAGAAUCACAUCAAUAAGUUUUCUUUAAGGUCAUACAGUGUAAGCGAACACAGAUGGAAAAAGUAUAAAUUAACAUUAAAAUUCUUUAAUGUGAAAAGGAUCAUUAAGUGAUUAAAAUAUAUUAAAAAGUAUGUAUGAUUUCAGUUAAAUAAGGACAAAACUAUUUUUUUUAAGAGAAUAGCAUUAUAAUAAAUUGUAAGGUUGAGCAAUAAGUUUUAGUAGACCUAUACUAAGAGGGAUCACUAUCAACCCAGUAGUCUGGGGGUUGGGGGGGGCUGUAGGCUUACACUGAAAAGGGAUGCUAGCAACCCGAUUAACCAUAGGGUGGUAAAUAGGCCUACAUUGUUAGUCAGAUAAUAAGUAGGCCAGCACUUAGAGGGAACAUUAGCAACCAAGAUGGGAAGUAGCCUACACUGAGAGGGAACAUUAGCAACCAGGUUAACCCAAGAUGGGAAGCACCUGCACUGAGAGGGAAUAUUAGUAACCCAAAUGACCAGUGAGGGAUAAAUAGGCCUACAGAAAGAGGGAACAUUAGCAACCCAUAAGAAUCACAGCACUCAUACAAAUGUUUGGGAUCAAUUCUGUUUAAAAUAUUUUCCUGUCUACACUAGCUCUCAGUAGAGAUUGUGAACCUAGAAAGUACAUUGAAUAUUAGUAUACACAGUAUAUUCUACAUAAGCUGCACUUGUAGUUAGCAUGUAGACAUGUAUGCAUGCUAGGCACACAUAUAUAUACCAUCUUCAAAGAUAUAUGUAUAUAUAAUUACUAUUAAAUAUGGACAAAUCUAGUCAAAAUAUCUAUGAGCUCUUAAGUGAAAAUGUUGAACAUUAAACACCACUCUAGAUCAUUAUUUUUAUUGACAUACAGUAUAGCAAGUGGUAAAGUCAUAAUAUAUAUUUUUUAGAAAGUAUAGUUUUUGGUUCAUUUGUGUAGAGUAAAAAUACUUUAGGUCAGUCUUAUUAUUUCAUUGUUUUAUGUAAAUAUCUAUUCAAUUAAAACUGAAUGUUUUCAUAAAUUUUGGUUUUAUUUCGGCUCUGUACUUCCUGUAGUAAGUUAUUCAAGUGCAGAGAGGAGAUAAAAAUGCAUAUAACUGAAUUAUUGUUUAAAUUUCUCAGAUUAUUUCAUGACUGUAUGUAAGUGUAUAUACAGUAAAAAAAAACGAAUGUUCUUACAAAUUAAGACACUUAAAAUUGUAUUAAUAUAAAUUUGAGAGGUUAGAUAAUUUAUAUUAACAUUUUAUGUAGCCUCCUGAGGCAUGUCUUUUGUUAUUCCACUGCCUCACAUAGGUUGCUUAUAUUCCUCAAGAUCAACACAUCCUCAAAACAUCCCAUCAACCAUGAACAUUGUUCUCCAACACUUUACAGGAUUUACAAUGUAUAAACUAAAUUACGUACACUGAAGAAUUCCUAACUGCCAAAUAUUAUAUGUAAAUGUAUGAAUUUUCUUGUACAUUUAUUUAAUAGUGUAUUAUAGUGCAAAGAUACUUGUACUGUACUAGAGGGUGAAACACGUUGUUCACUUGUAUACACCACUUGAAGUUUUUGAAUGAAUUCCUGCUCAUCUGUGAAGUGGUUUGUUAUAUUCUUUAUUGCUACAUUAAAAUAAUAGAAUUGACAAUACAGAGGAAAAUAUACCAUAGCAAUAAGUAGCUAUGUGUAAUCCUUUGUUGAACUUUACUUAAAAUGGAAGAAACUGUGAAAAGAAAAUGUAUGGUCACGUCUUGGUAAAAUUGUAGUAUGUAUGUGACCUGACCAGCAGCAGUGUUCCAAAGUUCCCAACUGCCGGAAUGUUCUUUGUUUUGGUGUCUUGUAUACUGAUAAUGAUUCUUAAGGUUGUGAUAAUAUAUGUGGCAUCAUCAACCAAACCAUAUGAUUGAUAGUUGCUGCCAUGUACUGUAAUAAAGUACUUUGCUGUCUAUGUAAUUUGAAGUGGAAAAAUCUUAGUGUCGGUACUUAUUAAUUAAUGUGUGUAUUUUCAAAUAAGAUAUUUUACGAGGGUGACAUAUCACUGGAAAUAGGAUAUAUUUUGUGACUAUUUUUGUAUAUAGUAUCUCCUCAAUUUGUAUAGUAAUUUACUGUAGUGUUUUGAAGAUGUAGCCUAUAUUUCAGGUAUAGUGUUUUCUAAUAAGUGUAAGUAAUAGUGUUACUAUAGAAUUAAUGUAUAUUUUCAGCAAUUCCUUUAUUUUAUACAAUCACUAAUCUAGAUCCAUCCUUGUUAUUUAUGUAGAACAGUAAGCCCCAUUUUUUAUCUUUUAAAAAUUAGAGUAUAAACCACUAAUGUUGACUGAUGGCCUCUGUUGAGACAAGGAGUCGUGCAUUAACCAGUCACCGUACACCAUAUAUUUACCUGUGUCUGUAAGGUGUCAUUUGUGUGCCACCAAGUGAAAUUAGGUGUGUGGUUUGACUGUUUAAGAUAUAUACUUGUAUGUAAUAAUUAAUAUUUAUAAUUAUCCUUAAAUUCUCUAGAUAUAUUUGUGUGCAAGUAUACCAAUCAAGGUUCUGUAGUAAGAGAAAGUUUUCAUAGUUAUUAAAUACUCAUGAGCAAGUAUUUUGAAGCUUCCACCUUCUUUUCUGCAAAAUUUGACAUGAAAUAUUUAUGUACCUGGGAUGGUGUUUAUGCAAGGCUCAAUCAUAUACACUAAUAAAAACAGUGACAACUGUAAUGAUUGAGAAGACACUGGAAAUACACAACACAUCACUCUUGAAGCAAAAAAAAAAUUCGUAAGUUAGGAAUGGUCACUGGUAUCACUAGGUUCAACUAAAUGUAAUCUCAAGACACUGCUCAUUAUGUUUAAUCUUAUACAGGAAGGCCCCUCUUAUACAGCAGGCUAGGUCCCAGGCUACUGCUGUAAAGCAAAAAAAAUCACUGUAACGUUAAUCAUAGCCUUUUUCACUUUCAAAUGCAUGUAAAAGCCUGAUAACACGUUUACACUAUCAUAGUAAGUGAGCAAUACAGCUAGGUCUUAAAAAUUCACGCACAGUACACACACUACUUUUUUAAAGUAUUUUUGUCUUUAGCUUAUAGUGAGUGGUGAAUAUAUUUAUUGUAGGAAGUCUGAAUAAAUGAAGAAUGGGUAUAAUUGAAAACU
Molecule: messenger RNA, 23910 nt
Organism: Cherax quadricarinatus
Lineage: Eukaryota; Metazoa; Arthropoda; Malacostraca; Decapoda; Parastacidae
Source: RefSeq, a predicted model, not a curated record